This is a messenger RNA of Haemonchus placei, 441 nucleotides long. The record is from the annotation of a GenBank genome assembly. Lineage: Eukaryota; Metazoa; Nematoda; Chromadorea; Rhabditida; Trichostrongylidae.
CUACUGAUUCAAUUUGACGUAAGGAUUUGUUACCACUACUUCUGGUGUAAUGCCCAACACCUUCACACAAGAUACAAACUUUUUGCGGUUCUGUUGACACACUGGACCACACAGACGACCUCCACAAUUCGCACACGGCCAAUGACAACCAUGACAUUCUGGAAUCAAGCAAUCACAUAGAGUCAUGCUUUCUUCACCGGGGACUACAAGUUUCCCUUUUUUGUCAUGGAAGACAUGCCGUUUUUCUUGAGUUGACUCUUUAUCUUCAUUUAUUUUCCUUCUUGAUCGGCGAGUAUUAGUUGGCUGUGUCAUUAGUCCACCCGGAUUUACAAAUUGAAGUUUCCCUAGCUCUCGCUGCAUUUGCCUUUGACGAUUGAGUUCAUCUUGCGAUAUAGGAAUACCAUCAUCAUAUCUUUCGUCGAAGUAUAUCACAUUGGCUGA